Molecule: messenger RNA, 3136 nt
Organism: Bufo gargarizans (Asiatic toad)
Lineage: Eukaryota; Metazoa; Chordata; Amphibia; Anura; Bufonidae
Gene: CALU
Product: calumenin
Exons: 7
Coding region: 123-1070 (315 amino acids)
Cellular component (GO): endoplasmic reticulum
Molecular function (GO): calcium ion binding
Source: RefSeq, a predicted model, not a curated record
GGAAGCCACGCCCACUGAGGAAAGCAGCUGCUUCCGGUGUCGGCGUGUGAGCUCAGGACGGGCGGAGCAGUUGUGUACAGUGCAGGUUGACUUGUUUGUUCCCUUGGUCACAUCACCAAGCAAUGGCAAAAACUUACCUCAUCUUGUGCCUUGGGCUUUGGGUGUCUUGCACUCUUUCCAAACCCACUGAAAAGAAGGAUCGUGUCCAUCAUGACCCUCAACUAAGUGAUAAGUCGCAUGAUGAUGCACAGAGCUUUGACUAUGACCAUGAUGCUUUUCUUGGAGCAGAGGAAGCCAAAUCAUUCGACCAGCUGACACCAGAGGAGAGCAAGGAAAGACUGGGAAAGAUUGUGGGUAAGAUAGAUGCAGACAAGGAUGGUCUUGUAACAGUCGAGGAGCUAAGGGAUUGGAUAAAAUUUGCACAGAAGAGGUGGAUUUAUGAGGACGUAGAGCGACAAUGGAAGGGUCAUGAUCUCAAUGGUGACAACCUGGUGUCUUGGGAAGAAUACAAAAAUGCCACCUAUGGUUACAUAUUCGAUGAUCCAGAUCCUGACAACAGUUUUAACUAUAACCAGAUGAUGGCUCGAGACGAGCGUCGCUUUAAAAUGGCCGAUAAGGAUGGUGAUCUCAUUGCUACCAAAGAGGAGUUCACAGCAUUCCUGCACCCUGAAGAGUAUGACUACAUGAAAGAUAUAGUUGUGCUGGAAACAAUGGAAGAUAUUGACAAAAAUGGAGAUGGCGUGAUUGACUUGAAUGAAUAUAUAGGCGAUAUGUACAGCCAUGAUGGAGAUGCUGACGAGCCAGAGUGGGUGAGAACUGAGAGAGAACAGUUUGUUGAGUUCAGAGAUAAGAACCGCGAUGGAAAAAUGGAUAAAGAGGAAACUAAAGAUUGGAUCCUACCAUCUGACUAUGACCACGCUGAAGCCGAGGCUCGACACCUUGUCUAUGAAUCUGAUCAAAACAAGGAUGGAAAACUGACACGAGAAGAGAUUGUGGAUAAAUACGACUUAUUCGUGGGUAGUCAGGCUACAGAUUUCGGAGAGGCACUGGUCAGGCACGAUGAAUUCUAAAGAUGAGGAUGACUCGCCCAUCUCUCAAGCCAGCGAUCAGUGGAACCUCGCCCCUUUGUGGGGCUUCAGCGGGUGGAGAGAACGUAGUGAAAGUAAUUUAUUGUAAACUGACUUUCUGAAACGCAGAGAGGAGGACACGUGCAAACUAAACUGAUUAGUCUUCAGAGGCCACGUCGACAUUACUCUCUGAAUUCUGCCUCAUAAUGAUGACAACACUAUUUUCUUCCUUUCUUUUUUUUUUUUUUUUUUGAUUAAAUCCCUGGGAUUGAUAUGCAGUAUUUAGGUGCAUACAUUUUCAGUGUUGCUGAUUAUUGCUGCCCCAUGUUAUACUUAUCUUCUCGAUUUUUGUUAAUCUGUUUGUUGUAAACCCACGGUUUGGUUGUUGGUAUGGCACUUUUAUGUUUUGAUCAAUUUUUGCAGAAACUUCACAAAGAACAAAUUGAUGUGGAACUGUCCUCAUCAGGGACCAGCCACCCAAACAAAACCUAGAGCCUUAUUUGUGAAUUAGUAUUGUAUGCUUACUCAGACUGCUAUGUGAGUUUUUAGUCCUCUCCAUAGCAAUCACAUUGCUGCCUAUUUUCUCAUUAGCCUAUAAGUUUACAACUUCAGAACUAACUCAGUAUUGGCCCCUGGAUCAUUUCAUAUGUGUAUAUAGUUUUUUUAUUUUUAAACUGUUCCCAAAGCACCAGGAUAUUGUAGUUAUAGACUAUUAGACCGUGCGUCCAGUAAUCCACACAAGAUGUUGCAGGGAAUUUUAAACUUUUGAGUUUUUAUUUUUCUUUUCUUAUUCCUCUUAUACGGAAUAGAUUUAGUUAACCAAAUCAAGCCAGUGUAAUGUAACAGGACUAUUAAUGUACCUUACUGUUAUAAUAGUGUACAUUUGCAUAAACUAGAUGGAAAAUCAACAAGACAUCAAACUAAUAACAUAAUGUUUUGAACGGUUUCUAACCAGAAAUGCAAUCAGCCAUAAAUGUCAUCUUCUUUAUAUUCGCCCACAAUGCCUAUUUUCUUCACAAAAUACUCAUAAGCUAAAUAGAAAAACAAUUUUUGUUGAGAUUAUCUCUUGCAGUGUUGAUGUACUGGUAAAGCCUGGAAUAGAUGCAGCUUUUGAGCCAAAACUGGAUCUAAUAGUGAGAAAAAAUUCUAAGUCCUUGACCUUCCUUUUGGAUCCACUUGGGGUUUGGCUCCAAAAACUGCAUGUGUGAUUCCAGCUUAAAUGCUGGUUCACAUAACCGUGCUCGGUCCGGGAAACACCGGCCAUGUGUCGGCCGCCUGUCCUGCUCCCUUUCUACUGCAUCGUAGUAAUUUGUUCCAGUCAGUACCUUUUUACUGUCAGCUAUUGUCAGAAUUGUUUACAGAUUGUACAUUGGAGAACAGGACAUCAAACAGUUCCUAGCCUUAAAUGCAAUCAGCCGUUAAUAAAUGUCAUCUUUAUAUUUGGCCACAAUGUCUAUUUUCUUCCCAAAAUAUUUGUAAGCUGAAUGGAAAAACCAUUUUUGUUGAGAUUGCCUCUUUGCAAUGUAGGAAUGCUGCCUAUUUGUAAAGGCUGGAAUAACGCAUGCAGUUUUGGAGCCAGAACUAGGAAUAACAAUUUAGUCCUUCCUUUAUACCUCCCCUUCUUUUUGGAUUCACUUUGGGUUUGGCUCCAAAAUCUGCAUCUGUGAUUUCUGCCUAAUAAUUAGUUCCUAUCUGCUCGCAGGUCUAUUGUACUAUGCUCACAUCAUCAUGUAUACAAUAAUCAAUCAGAUAAGAACUGACUGUAUCAUAAAUUACUAUGAUGCAAUCCAUUCAUGUCUGGGAGAUGCGGUCAACAUACAGCCUGUGUUUCCUGGACCGAGCAUGGUCAUGUGAAUCAGCCCUAAAGGUAUAUGUGGAGACAAAUUCCAUGUUUGCCUACAUAGAACCUGGAUGUUUAGACAGUCCCCUCCAACAGUCACUUAUUUUUGCUUAUGGUCACCGAAUAGCACCUCUACACCUAUGUUUGUCGGGCUACAGAAUUUUCAUGGAUGCUAAACAAUCUGUGUUAAGCUCUACACAUGACUUGCAAUUAAAAGAGAUUUUAAAUA